AUGCAUGGCUAUCGAGUGACAACCAAUUAUGACUGGCUACCGUGGAAUAUAGAUUCUUCGAUACCUGUGCCUGAAGACUACACGGAUAUGCCUCUGCAACCGUUAGGAGACAAGCAAGCAUUCUAUGAAAACCACAUGCAAGGAUGUCGUGAAAGUAUGAAAGCUAAAGGUAGAUCCUGUAAAAGUUAUGAAAAUGCAAGAAUUGAUCGAUGUGUUCGGCAGCCAAGAGGUGUCCACAAUUACACCAAGAUUGGGUAUCACAAAAUGCGAGCUCCCGAGGGACUUUUUCAAAUCAUCAAAACCUUUUGGGAGACGAACAAAGAUAAGGAAGUGAUUGAAACUUGGGAUAGUGGUGACAUUGCCGUCAAUCAUUGGGAGUCGCCGACGUACCGAGUCCCACUGGAGGACACUUCAAUGGAAGGAGGAGGACCAAUCUUGAUGCAACAAGUAUAUGAUGGCAUCCGUGAUAUCAUGAGUGAAUGGACAGGCCAAUAUCAAGUUCCAAAUAGUGUCUAUGGAAUCCGAAUCUACAAACAAGGUGCUGUCUUGGCUCCUCACGUCGAUCGAUUGCCUUUGGUCAGUUCGGCGAUUAUCAAUGUGGAUCAAGAUCUCGACGAACCGUGGCCACUGGAAGUCAUUGGGCACGAUGGAUUGGCAACCAAUAUUACCAUGGAACCAGGGGAUCUGGUUUUGUACGAGUCACAUUCUAUCAUUCAUGGCCGUCAAUUUCCAUUGAAAGGAAGUUACAUGGCCAAUCUAUUCAUACAUUUUGAACCGAUUGGUCCGAUCGGCACGGAAGUAAAUCCCAACUUGGAUCUUCCAAUCUACAUUGUAAAAGGUUCCGAGAUCGAGAUUCAGUGGCAACUCCUGAACCGAGGUAUUGUCUACAAUAUAUUUGAUAACAACCGAGUACCAACUAGCAAGAUUCACGAAAAAGCCCGACAGGGGAAUACCAAAGGGGUGACGCGGAUCCUGGACCAAGCCCAUGAAAGUGUCUUCUUUCGUGAUAUAAAUGGACGGACGCCUCUGCACGAGGCCGUGCAAAGUGGAAAUGUCAACACAAUAAGCGUCAUUUUGUCACAUGCUAAAAAGGAAAAAGGCUACAUCAAUCAACGAACGAAACAGCUGGGCAAGGUCGGGGCUGGGGGUAGUGCACUUUAUUAUGCUGUGAAGUUUCAUGGAUUUGGCCAUCCAAUGGUGGAACUCUUGAAACAGAACGGUGCGAAAUCAAUUCCACCAGAGUCGACAUUGAGUUCAGAGCUUUGA
Molecule: messenger RNA, 1266 nt
Organism: Cylindrotheca closterium
Lineage: Eukaryota; Bacillariophyta; Bacillariophyceae; Bacillariales; Bacillariaceae
Source: the annotation of a GenBank genome assembly